AUGUUGAGCACCGUCGGUCACCAACAACAUCGCUUUCGCCGGUCUCUCCUGUCCAGUUUCUUCUCCAAGAAAUCCGUGCUGCAGAUUGGACCGCUGAUCGAUCAACAAAGAGAAAAGCUGUUCCAGCACCUUGUCAACUUUCAUCGCACCCAGGAGGUGGUCCGGCUGGAUUCGGCGUUUGUCGCACUGACAUCGGACAUCAUCUCGGCAUACUGCUACGGAGAGUCGGGCAACUUCUUGGACGACCCCAGCUUUCGCAGCGAUAUCCGUGCUUCGGUUGUUGACGCCGCUUCGAUCUGCCACCUCGCUCGGUUCCUGCCGUUUCUCCAGCCCCUGAUCCAGUCUGUGCCAGAAGGUAUUCUGCGAGCAUUGAUGCCCGGAAAGACAGCCUUGCUUGAUUUCGAACACUCACUCGCCUCCAAGGCUUCCAAGGCUCUGCACGAGGGCAAGCCAUCUGCCGCAGCCGAGGAGACCAUCUACGACCGGUUGACUGACAAAAGUGUGCCCCCGGAGGAGAGGAGCCUGUGCCGUAUCCAGGACGAAAGCUCUCUGGUCCUUGCCGCCGGCACAGAAACCACUGCGCGCAUCCUCACCAUCGCGAUAUACUACCUCAGCCGGGAUCAGUCGAUGCUGGACAAGCUUCGCGCCGAACUCAAGCAGGCUCUCCCGACACCGACCUCCUUGACCACUUGGGUGCAGUUGGAGAAACUGCCGUAUCUGACCGCAGUGGUCCGCGAGUCCUUGCGCCUAGGGUUCGGUAUUACCUGCCGGCUUCCCCGCGUAGCCCCUGAAGAAGUGUUGCGAUACAAGGGCUAUGAGAUUCCGCCUGGUACGGCCAUGAGCACAUGCACCAUGUUUGUCCAUCGAAACCCGGAAAUUUUCCCAGACCCGGAUCGCUUUGAUCCAGAGAGAUGGAUUGAAGGAGGCCAGCUCAACAACAAGCUCACCAAAUACAUUGUUUCAUUUACGAGAGGCAGCCGCAUCUGCCUGGGGAUCAACUUGGCAUACAGCGAACUAUAUCUGCUGAUUGCCCACCUGGCUCGGCGAUUUACCUUUGAAAUAUACGACACCAGUGAGGACGACGUUCGAGUAACCAGGGAUUUGAUGGUGGGGUAUACGCGGCGAGGGGAUCUCCAGGUCUAUGCAAAGGUGGCGGAGGUUGUCCAGGAGUAG
Aspergillus terreus NIH2624 is the source of this 1173-nucleotide messenger RNA. Its product is annotated as cytochrome P450. Bases 1 to 1173 code for a protein of 390 amino acids. The transcript has 4 exons. Gene Ontology annotation, molecular function: monooxygenase activity; heme binding; iron ion binding. NCBI's taxonomy places the organism in Eukaryota, Fungi, Ascomycota, Eurotiomycetes, Eurotiales, Aspergillaceae. The record is from RefSeq and is a predicted model, not a curated record.